Molecule: messenger RNA, 1209 nt
Organism: Rosa rugosa (rugosa rose)
Lineage: Eukaryota; Viridiplantae; Streptophyta; Magnoliopsida; Rosales; Rosaceae
Exons: 6
Coding region: 112-837 (241 amino acids)
Source: RefSeq, a predicted model, not a curated record
UAGUUUUUAAUCCAGGCCAUCAUGACUCUAUCAUGAAAUCCUCUAUCAACAUCUCAAAACCAGUGUUUUAGAUAUAGGGGUCUCCUCUGUUCUUCAACUUCCACCGUUUCCAUGACAGCCAUUGUUCAAAUCUCCAUCAAUUCCUUAGCUUUCAGGUUGAGCAGUUUGCGAAAUGACACAUACAACAAACCCAUCAAGUAUUGCUCUCUACCCAGAACAAAGACUGCUUCUUUGAAGCUCAACAGGUUAAAGUUGAGGGCUUUUUGGGAGGGAGGGUCUAUCAGUGGAGAUGGGAUUUUGGUGAAAGAUGAGGGGUGGAAUAGGAAGAAGAAAAGAGAGGUUGUGGUGAGGUUUAAUCAGGGGUUUGGGUUUAAUGGUGGAGGUGGUGGUGGGAAAGAUGAUGGAACUACUGCUAGGGUGUUGGGUAAUAUAGCUGUGGCUAUUGGGUUGACUUAUCUUUCAUUUACUGGGCAGCUUGGUUGGCUUUUGGAUGCUAUUGUUUCCAUUUGGCUCAUAGCAUUUCUUGUGCCAAUUGUUGGUUUGGGUGCUUUUCUGUGGUGGGCAGGACGGGAUAUGGUUCAAGACAGUUGCCCAAACUGCGGAAAUGAUUUUCAGAUUUUCAAAUCUACUUUAAAUGAUGGUAUGCAGCAGUGCCCCUACUGUAGUCAGCCAUUCUCUGUGGUGGACAACAAGUUUGUAAUGGACCCAGUGAAUUUCUCUAAUCGAUCUACAACAUUUGGCCAGGCAUUUAAUGACUACACACGUUCAAAAACAGGGAAGAAGGAUUCUUCUACGGCAGUUGUUGAUGUUGAAGCAGAAGUAACGGAUGCAGACUGAGAUUGCUUGGAAUAAGAACUGUUGAUGAAAAAUGGUGGAAAACUAGUGAUGCUUAAAAGAUAAUCUAGUAUUACUCAUAGAUAAUGAAAACGAUGAUAUAAGAUAGAGUGAGAAAUAUUUCCUAGAAAAUUUGGAAAUAGGGUUGUAAUCACCGACUUGUCUACAAUGGUAAUAUGAUGUUAAAUUGGGGAUAUGGUCGAAGAAGAAUACUAAUCCCGCAGAACCUUUUGGUAGUGAACUGGCCGGAGGGAUAUCAGAACUGACAAAAUUAGCAUCACAAUUGUACAUCAUGUUUUGGAUUUUACGUCAUGCCUUGUAUAUUAUUUCUUGAUGUAAAUUAUUUCACUUCUGUUUAUAUAUACUUUAUAAUCA